CCCUCCUCCCCCUCCCUUUGGGUCCUCCACGCACUUUCCGGGCUGGCACCGAAGCAGUUAAGCUCUGCGCCUCCGCCAAGUCUGGCUCUCUUUCCCUCUCCUCCUCGCCUUCCUUCCUUUGGCUUCUUCGGAAGCAGCAGCAGCAGAAGGAGAAGAGCGGCUCCGUCGGUCCCGGCUCGGGCGGCAGGGCAAGGGGGGCGGCAUAGGACCCUCUCCAUGGCGAGAAAGCCCUCAUCCUUGUACCAAGAGUCCAGUUGAUGCCCGGCUGCUGGAUUUGGCAUCCUUGGCUAGACCCGGCACCGUUCGGAACCUAGGCCUCCAUCUCUUCCAGCCUGGAACCAUCCGGAAAAGGAUCUUCAUUCCUUGGCGGAGAGAUCCGCGGAGACAUCUAAGAGAUCGGGGAGACAUCUGCACUCGGGAUCGGUCUGUGCCAAAGAGGAGGAGGAGGACGACGACGACGACCACAGGCUGCUGCCUCGCUUUAAUUUGCAAGGAGACAAGCGCCUCUUAAUUAGCUCGCCUUGGCAGCUGUCCGGAGGAACCAAGGAAACAAGUGGCAGCUUAACAAGCGAAGGAAGGAGACGGCGGCGUCGCGGCUCUUCCUCUCCGAUGCCAGUCGAGCCUCGGACGUCCCUCCAGUGACCGCUUCCGAGCCUUCCUUUGCGAAGCCUGACGAGGAGGAUGACCGACAUGUCGGACCCGGCCAACCUGGGGGUGGUCUCGGCCACCUGCGUCUCCAAAGUGGAGCUGAGGGUCAGCUGCAAGCACCUCCUGGACCGAGACACCCUCAACAAGUCGGACCCCUGCGUGGUGCUCCUCAUGCAGUCCCAAGGGCAGUGGAUGGAGGUGGACCGGUCGGAGGUCAUCAGAAGCAACCUGAACCCGGUCUUCGCCAAGGUCUUCAUGGUGGACUAUUACUUCGAGGAGGUGCAGAAACUACGCUUUGAGGUUUAUGACAUCCACGGCCACGGAGGGAUCGGGACCCACGACGAUGACUUCCUGGGCGGGAUGGAGUGCACUGUGGGGCAGAUUGUGGCCCAGAAGCGGGUGAGCAAACCUCUGUGCCUGAAGUACGGAAAGUACGCUGGAAAGUCCACCAUCACCGUCACCUCGGAAGAGAUUUCCGGAGACAACGGCUUCGUGGAGCUCUUCCUCCGGGCCAAGAAGCUGGAUGACAAGGAUCUCUUCAGCAAGUCAGAUCCCUUUCUAGAGAUCUACCGGAUCAACGACGAUGGGAGCGAGCAGCUGGUCCACCGCACGGAGUUUGUCAAGAACAACCUGAGCCCAGUUUGGGAGCCCUUCAAGGUUUCUCUGAACUCCCUUUGCAGCUGCGAAGAGAAGCGGAAGCUGAGGUGCAUUGUCUUCGACUACGAUUCUCGCGGCAAACAUGACUUCAUCGGAGAGUUUUACACCACUUUUGAGGAGAUGCAGAAAGCCAUGGGGGGAAACAAGAUCCAAUGGGACUGUAUAAACCCAAAGUACAAGAUCAAGAAGCGGAACUACAAGAACUCAGGCGUGGUCAUCCUCCUGGACCUCAAGAUCCACAGGGUCUACUCCUUCCUGGAUUACAUCAUGGGCGGAUGCCAGAUCCACUUCACGGUGGCAAUCGACUUCACGGCGUCCAACGGAGACCCCCGAAACAGCUGCUCCCUCCACUACAUCAACCCUUACCAGCCCAACGAGUACCUCAAGGCCUUGGUGGCCGUCGGGGAGAUUUGCCAGGAUUACGACAGCGACAAGAAGUUCUCUGCCUUAGGCUUCGGAGCCAGGAUCCCCCCCAACUAUGAGGUCUCCCAUGAUUUUGCCAUUAAUUUCAACCCAGACGACGAUGAGUGUGAAGGCAUCCAAGGCGUGGUGGAGUCGUACCAGAACUGCUUGCCCAAGAUCCAGCUCUACGGCCCCACCAACGUGGCCCCCAUCAUCUCCAAAGUGGCCCAAGUGGCUGCCGAGGAGGAGAAGACCAAGGAGGCCUCGCAAUAUUUCAUCCUGCUGAUCCUGACGGACGGCGUGGUGACCGACAUGGCCGACACGCGAGAGGCCAUCGUCCGGGCCUCCUACUUGCCCAUGUCCAUCAUCAUCGUCGGGGUGGGCAACGCCGACUUCACCGACAUGCAGAUCCUGGACGGGGACGAUGGGGUCUUGCGGUCCCCCAAAGGCGAGCCCGUCCUGCGCGACAUCGUGCAGUUCGUCCCGUUCCGCGAUUUCAAAAAUGCCUCUCCGACGGCGCUGGCCAAAUGCGUCCUGGCCGAGGUGCCCAAGCAAGUGGUGGAGUAUUACAGCUACAAGGCCUUGCCGCCCCGCAGCCAGAAAGGAGGGGGCAGCACCCCGGAUUCCACCCUGAACUCGCCCCAGUGACCAGGGUCCAGCCCGGUUUGGGACCCUCCGCCACCGCCGUGUUGUCUGUCUUCCCGUCAUCCGCCAAGUCAUGAUCCCCAGAGGGAAAGAGAGCGCCAGAUGCUGCCGGACACGCAAGACGAUGGAGCAAUGAGUGCCAGAAUCCCCAGAGGAAACCAGGAGCAAGGGGUUGGCAGCUCUUAGUGGACCUCAAGACCUUUCGGAAGUGCCACACAUCCAAACACACACCGCACCUGCAACUAGUGUCAAGCUGGGAGGUGUAUUUACAGCCCAAAUGGGUGCAUUGGCUCCCUUGGUCUGGAAGACAGGGAUCGCAGGUAAAGAGAAGGAGGAGAACAUCGAGCCAUGCUUAUUCUCAUGUACACGCAUAUUGAUGUGGUAUUUAGCCAGACACACAAACACACAUAGCAGCCACAAAUGGGACUACCUGCCCUGCACUUUGCCAUUUAUUUACUUGUACUGCCCAAGCUACGGGUUGGACUAGAUGGCCCUUAGGUGUCCCAUUCAUCCAUCUACAUACAUAGCAGUCACAAAUGGGACUACUUUCCCUGCACUUUGCCAUUUAUUUACUUGAUCUGCGUAAGAUGCAGGUAGGACUAGAUGGCCCUUAGGUGUCCCAUUCAUCCAUCUACAUACAUAGCAGUCACAAAUGGGACUACUUUCCCUGCACUUUGCCAUUUAUUUACUUGUACUGCCCAAGCUACGGGUUGGACUAGAUGGCCCUUAGGUGUCCCAUUCAUCCAUCUACAUACAUAGCAGUCACAAAUGGGACUACUUUCCCUGUACUUUGCCAUUUAUUUACUUGAUCUGCGUAAGAUGCAGGUAGGACUAGAUGGCCCUUAGGUGUCCCAUUCAUCCAUCUACAUACAUAGCAGUCACAAAUGGGACUAUUUUCCCUGUACUUUGCCAUUUAUUUACUUGAUCUGCGUAAGAUGCAGGUAGGACUAGAUGGCCCUUAGGUGUCCCAUUCAUCCAUCUACAUACAUAGCAGUCACAAAUGGGACUACUUUCCCUGUACUUUGCCAUUUAUUUACUUGAUCUGCGUAAGAUGCAGGUAGGACUAGAUGGCCCUUAGGUGUCCCAUUCAUCCAUCUACACACAUAGCAGUCACAAAUGGGACUACUUUCCCUGUACUUUGCCAUUUAUUUACUUGAUCUGCGUAAGAUGCAGGUAGGACUAGAUGGCCCUUAGGUGUCCCAUUCAUCCAUCUACAUACAUAGCAGUCACAAAUGGGACUACUUUCCCUGUACUUUGCCAUUUAUUUACUUGAUCUGCGUAAGAUGCAGGUAGGACUAGAUGGCCCUUAGGUGUCCCAUUCAUCCAUCUACAUACAUAGCAGUCACAAAUGGGACUACUUUCCCUGUACUUUGCCAUUUAUUUACUUGAUCUGCGUAAGAUGCAGGUAGGACUAGAUGGCCCUUAGGUGUCCCAUUCAUCCAUCUACACACAUAGCAGUCACAAAUGGGACUACUUUCCCUGCACUUUGCCAUUUAUUUACUUGUACUGCCCAAGCUGCGGGUUGGACUAGAUGACCCUUAGGUGUCCCAUUCCUCUAUCAUAGCAGCCACAAAUGGGACUACUUUCCCUGCACUUUGGCAUUUAUUUACUUGUACUGUGGCUCCUGCCCAAGCUGUGGGUGGGACUGGAUGACCCUUAGGUGUCCCAUUCAUCUAUCUAUAUGCAUAACAGUCACAAAUGGGACUACUUUCCCUGUACUUUGGCAUUUAUUUACUUGUACUGUGGCUCCUGCCCAAGCUGCGGGUUGGACAAGAUGGCCUUUGGGGGACCCAUUCAUCCAUCUACAUACAAACACACAUAGCAGCCACAAAUGGGACUACUUUCCCUGCACUUUACCAUUUAUUUACUUGUACUGCCCAAGCUUUGGUUGGACCGGAUGACCCUUAGGUGUCCCAUUCAUCCAUCUAUACACAAACACACAUAGCAGCCACACAUGGAACCACUUUUCCUGCAGUUUGACCUUUAUUUACUUGUACUGCCCAAGCUGCGGGUUGGACUGGAUGACCCUUAGGUGUCCCAUUCAUCCAUCUAUACACAAACACACAUAGCAGUCACAAAUGGGACUACUUUCCCUGCACUUUGCCAUUUACUUACUUGUACUGCCCAAGCUGCGGGCAGUAUGGCCAUGUUCCAGAAGUAUUCUCUCCUGACGUUUCACCCACAUCUAUGGCAGGCAUCCUCAGAGGUUGUGAGAUCUGUUGGAAACUGGGCAACCACUGAGGAUGCCUGCCAUAUAUGUGGGCGAAACGUCAGGAGAGAAUACUUCUGGAACAUGGCCAUACUGCCCGGAAAACACACAACAACCCUGUGAUCCUGGCCAUGAAUGCCUUCGACAACACAAUUUACCAGUUACUUUAUUUAUAUCCCCAAAACUAUAAAUAUAUUUCUACAACUCUUAUGAUGUGGAUGGAGGGAAACAUGGAGGUGAUGAGCACACAAACAUGUACAUAUACUAUGCUACACACAAACCCAGCUCCAUGAUUUGCGCAACAAUUCGUAGUGGGUUCUGUCCGGAGGGGGAGUUUUCUUGGAAUUGGCUCUCAGGACUUCUCUGUGGCUGUGUAAACUCUCCAAUCACUCCUUCUUCCAAUGGAGAGAAAUGUCCUCCUUCUCAUACUAGAAUCACCCCAUGGAUUGACCUGGGGAGCCGUGGCAUCGCCUGCACACGAGGAAUGGGUGCUAGGUCCGGACAGUGAGCUUGGAGGGUCCCGGUUUCAUUGCUGCCACUCUCCCCUCCUCGUCCAGCUCCGGCCUUCUCUUCAACGUGGUCCACGGUCGUCUUUCGGUGUCGUCGUCCGCCUUCGGUUUGCAUGACCAACCUCUUGUUCUUGAUGUACGAAAGUGGGAGACGCCCAAUAAAAGGAGAUGUUCUGUU
This is a messenger RNA of Anolis carolinensis (green anole), 5248 nucleotides long. It is a transcript of the gene cpne7, whose product is annotated as copine 7. Bases 682 to 2355 code for a protein of 557 amino acids. Lineage: Eukaryota; Metazoa; Chordata; Lepidosauria; Squamata; Anolidae. Gene Ontology annotation, molecular function: calcium-dependent phospholipid binding. Gene Ontology annotation, biological process: cellular response to calcium ion. The record is from RefSeq and is a predicted model, not a curated record. The transcript has 16 exons. Gene Ontology annotation, cellular component: plasma membrane.